AUGGUAAUGUAUUGUUCAGAUUGGGUGCUGGUGAAUUACAUAUUGAAUGCCCAACAUGGGAAGAAGAUUGCUGUGAUAUUGAAUGAGUUUGGUGAAGAAAUUGGGGUUGAAAGAGCAAUGAUAAAUGAUGGAGAAGGAGGUGACCUUGUUGAAGAAUGGGUGGAACUAGCAAAUGGGUGUGUUUGUUGCACAGUGAAACACAGUCUUGUCCAAGCUCUAGAGCAACUCAUACAAAGGAAGGACCGGCUUGAUCACAUAUUGUUGGAGACAACUGGGCUAGCCAAUCCUGCUCCCCUUGCAUCUGUUCUUUGGUUGGAUGAUCAGCUUGAAUCUUCAGUCAGGCUUGAUUCCAUCAUUACAGUGGCGGAUGCGAAAAACCUUCGACUCCAACUUGGUGAGCAUCGUGAAUCGGGCUCAUUUCCUGAAGCUUUUCUUCAAAUUGCAUUUGCGGAUGUUGUAAUCCUUAACAAGAUUGACUUGUUAUCUCUGGAUAAAGCUGGACCAACAAUGCCAGAUUCUGUAGAGAUCCUGGAGGAGGAGAUUCGUAGUAUAAAUUCGCUUGCUCAAAUAAUUCAUUCUGUACGCUGCCAAGUAGAUCUGAAUUGUAUUUUGAACUGCAUGGCUUAUGACACAAUGCAUGUAGCUCAUUUAGAGUCAUUGUUGAAGGAAAGCCAUUCUGAAACAGCCAAAAAAUACCAUGAUUAUAAUGUGCGAACCAUAUGCAUAAGCGAGCGGGGAUCAGUCAUUCUCAGUCAGGUACACUUGUGGCUUGAAGAUCUUCUUUGGGAAAGUAAACAUGGUAUGGACAUUUAUCGUUGCAAGGGAAUUUUGCAUGUUCAUAGCUCAGAUCAGCUUCACACGGUACAGGCUGUGAGGGAACUAUAUGAGGUUGUCCCUACUCGGAAAUGGGGAGAUGGGGAGAAGAAGAUAAACAAGAUGGUCUUCAUAGGUAGAAACUUGGAUUUGGAUGCCCUCAAGAGCUCAUUUAAGUCUUGCUUCUCUCCAUUGGAAAGUGAAUAGGUUUGCUAAUCACUUGAGCUAGUGUUUUGUUGAGUAAAAUUGACUAAAUUGUAUUAACCUUGUAAAAAACCAGUUUACGUCAAUACUCAUUCUAUUUUUGCACACUA
Amborella trichopoda is the source of this 1127-nucleotide messenger RNA. The record is from RefSeq and is a predicted model, not a curated record. Lineage: Eukaryota; Viridiplantae; Streptophyta; Magnoliopsida; Amborellales; Amborellaceae.